AUGGUUGGUUUUUCUCAGUCUGGAAAAGUCAUUUCCAUGGACGCAUCCACAGAAUACCAAGUAAAUGACGCUCAAGAAAAUGUGGAUUUGUCUGUUCAUGGCUGUCUUAAUGCCCCUGUCAAAUACAAUGAAACUCAGCAGCUCUCGUCAACUUUGUUAUCCUUAAAAGCUAUUUGUGAGUCUAUUGAUUCGUCCAACCCAGGAGAGUGGAUGUCAUCUCUUUUGAACUAUGUCAAAGAUCGUCUCAAGCGAGUACCUAGGGGAGGGUGGCCACUUAUGGCCAGCUAUUUUAAUUCUAAAUUUGAUUCAAGAAGGCAAUAUGGAAUAGAUAAUAGAAACUUCGAGUUGAACAGAAGAUCGUUCUACAGAAAGCUGAAUCCCAAUUCUGAUAACAAACAAAUUGCUGGUUUUGACUCGUCUGAGUGUCUCAAGUUUUGGGGUGAUGUUUGGAAGAAAAGGGAUAAAACUGAUUUGGGCCUUGGAGUGAACAAAAGAGUAACUGGAGUGGAAGAUAAUGCACCUGACGUUAGCGACGAGUUUAUAUCAAACUUAAUUGAGUACCUUCCUAAUUGGAAGGCUCCGGGAUGUGAUGCUGUGUACAAUUUCUUUAUCAAAAAGCUGGACUCUCUUCACAAAUUUCUUUUCCAAGAGAUCAGAAAUAUUAUUAAUGGUGUCAGUCAACCACAAGGAUGGUUUUACACUGGAAUUACAUUUUUAAUCCCAAAGAAAGCAAACUCUGUUGAUCCGAAGGACCUUAGACCAAUUACAUGCAUGCCGUGCUUAUAUAAAUUGGUCACAAAAUGUGUGAACGAAAAAAUCGCUGUAUAUGCUGAUACUUACGAUCUGAUAACGGAGUUCCAGUUGGGAUCUAAACGCCAUUGCCAAGGAGCAAAGGAAUUAGCGCUUCUAAAUAGACGCGUUAAUGAAGUUUAUGGAAACAAAUUAUUAUGUGCAUGGAUCGACGUAAAGAAAGCUUUUGACUCAGUGAGUCACGAAUUUCUUUUUGAAGUUUUGGAAAACUCAGGACUACCUAAAUGGAUAACGAAAUUUAUGAUGUCAAUAAUUCCUAACUGGAGAGUGUCGUUAAGAUUAGGAAAAGAGCUGCUUGGAACAGUUAAUAUUGAUCGUGGUAUACUCCAAGGUGACUCACUGUCACCACAGUUAUUUGUAUUGGUCUUGGAUCCAUUAAGCAGGAUUUUAUCUUAA
Octopus sinensis (East Asian common octopus) is the source of this 1206-nucleotide messenger RNA. RefSeq lists its product as uncharacterized. Lineage: Eukaryota; Metazoa; Mollusca; Cephalopoda; Octopoda; Octopodidae. Bases 1 to 1206 code for a protein of 401 amino acids. The record is from RefSeq and is a predicted model, not a curated record. The transcript is spliced from 2 exons.